UGGUUGGCUGUGGCGAGAGCCGAAACCGAUGUCCUGUCGAACUGGCGAGCCCGAGCACUGUAGCGACGGAGGAGAACGUGAGAGCCGAGACCGACUCCGCCUGACAUCUUGUUUCGAUCGUCAGAUCCUAUUAUUUCCCCCCUUCGAGUCCGAGUGUGUGUGCUGUUAGUGUUGGCUUUUUCCUACUCUGUGAGCUCUCUCUAGUCUCUCACCCCGACAUCAGUCUGUGUAAGGAUUCUUUCUACAGCUCGGUUAUCUCUUUGCCUUUCACGUAAACUUAAUUUGGCCAACGCGGCCGCCGCCCCGUCGUGUGUGUGGAUGUGUGUAUAUGCGUGUGUGUCUCGUAGACUCUAUCGCCUUUUGCCAAAUCCCCACCCCCAUUGCUCACACACACUAGGCACUACCACCACCCUGUUGUAUGUGUGUUUGAAAGAGUAAAGAUCCCAGUGAAAUGAGAGCCUAACUUAUGCUCUAUAUAACGGCGCCAAGAAUGCGGAAAGUGACACAUUGUGCUGUGCUGCUGGCGGGGCCUCAUCAUCAGGCGUCGCCGUUGUCCAACUACCAAAUCGUUGCUGUUGCCUCCGUUUGAAAACAACUCGCCAGAGAAAAUUUCCAGGCUUCAUUUUCAUCGUCCAACGUAUUCAGCCUAUCAGCCAAUCGAGCCAAAACGUUGGUCAUUUAUUAUAAAAAGAAGAAUAUUUCAUCGUGACUGUGUCUGUGCUUCACACACACACAGACACACACACGCAAGUCGCCGUGUGUGUCGACUCUUGUCUAUAGACCGACUCUCCCUCCCUAUUCUCUCCCCUCCCCAUUCCCCCCCACCCCCCCCCCUACACACACACAAGACUAGACGACAGGGGCCAUUCAGUUUUGACACGUCCGUCCCACACCCUCUCGCGUCGUCGUGUGUUUUUUUUAUUAUUAUUUUCGGACACUAGAUAAAUCGAGAGGAAGAAAAGGUAUUUUCUGACUUGGAACAAGCCGACACAAUUCCAAAAGUGUCCAUGUGAAAGUGUUUUGUGCGUGAAAGGAGGAAAAAUCGAGCGCCAUUUGCACUCUCUCACACGCCGGAAGAGAAAAACACGUCUGAAUUCGAUUUGAGAGCCGAUUUUUUCGACAAGUCGACCGUUUUUUUGAUUGUGUCACACACGGAAAACGCCCUUGUUGGAUCAUCACCUGGUUUUUAUACUCUGCUUCUGCUCCCAAGUUGACAACCACCACAAACGGGGAGGUGCAGCUGUGAUCUUCACAGUUAUCGGUGGAAACAUUUCUCUCUAGAACAAAAUCAGGCUGUCAUUUUCACAGCCUGUUGCCGUUGCUGAACUCUUUUCCAGUAUUAGCCAAUCGCCAAGUGGGGAAUACACAGCACGAUGGCCUGCUGCCUGUCUGAAGAAGCCAAAGAACAACGACGGAUAAACCAAGAAAUUGAAAAGCAGCUCCGAAGAGACAAACAGAAUGCCAGAAAAGAACUCAAACUGCUCUUGCUUGGUACGGGAGAGUCGGGAAAAUCGACCUUCAUCAAGCAGAUGCGCAUCAUUCACGGUGCCGGUUAUUCUGACGAGGACAAACGGGGUUUUAUCAAACUCGUCUAUCAAAACAUAUUCAUGGCUAUGCAGAGCAUGAUACGAGCCAUGGACAUGCUUCACAUCUCUUACGGAGACUCGCCUAAUAUAGAAAAAGCGGAACUAGUCCGGUCCGUCGACUACGAAACGGUCACAACUUUUGAAAGUCCUUAUGUCGAAGCCAUACGAGACUUGUGGAGGGAUGCCGGCAUUCAAGAGUGUUAUGACCGGAGGCGUGAAUAUCAACUCACAGAUUCUGCUAAAUACUAUUUAGAAGCGCUAGACCGUAUUGCCGCUCCGGAUUAUUUACCCACGCAACAAGAUAUUUUGCGCGUUCGUGUCCCCACGACGGGCAUCAUCGAAUAUCCAUUUGACCUGCAGGAGAUCCGCUUCAGAAUGGUAGACGUGGGCGGACAGCGAUCCGAGCGACGGAAAUGGAUUCACUGUUUUGAAAACGUCACUUCCAUCAUCUUCCUCGUUGCUCUAAGCGAGUACGAUCAGAUUCUUUUCGAAUCAGACAACGAGAAUCGAAUGGAAGAAUCCAAGGCUUUAUUCCGUACUAUCAUCACGUAUCCAUGGUUCCAGCACUCGUCAGUCAUCCUCUUUUUGAACAAAAAAGAUCUUCUAGAAGAGAAGAUUAUUUACUCCCACAUAGUCGACUACUUCCCCGAAUAUGAUGGACCACAGCGGGAUGCCAUAGCAGCUCGGGAGUUUAUUUUACGGAUGUUUGUCGACCUGAAUCCCGAUUCGGAUAAAAUCAUCUACUCCCAUUUUACGUGUGCUACAGAUACGGAGAAUAUUCGUUUUGUAUUUGCCGCCGUUAAGGAUACUAUUCUGCAACUCAACUUGCGGGAGUACAAUUUGGUGUGAAUUUCUUCAAUCCCUUUCCUGUUUUUCACGAUAAAACGCAAAAAAGUUUAAUUGAGUAUCCGCUCUUGCUCUCCCUCCGCCUCGAUUCCUCCACCCCUCCACCACCCCACCCUUCGUCAAGGAAAUCUUUGAAAGGGAGAAAACAAAACAAAUACGAGAAGAAGGGGGUCCGGAUGUGAACGAGCAAGAAAAAAAGAAAAGAAACAAGCAAAAGCAUUUUGCAUCUGGUUCCAAGGUUUUUAUUUUGGGUUCGGAUGGCGUUUAAAAAAAAAAAAUUAUUUUCGAUUUCCUUCAAUUUUUCUCUUGAUUGACCCAUUAGUUGGAAGCCACAGAGAUGGGUGAAAAUUAAAAAAACAAGUUUUAAGUAGUGGUGUGGUGUAUGCCGUUAGAAUCUGAACAUGCUGCGCUCUCUCUUUGCUCUCUCUUUGCCACUUUUUUUGAGGGGGGAGAGGGAGGCUGAUAUUCGUCGUGACCUGCAGCAUUUAAUUGACAGGUCAAGUUGUGAAUCGUUCGCAGAGCUCAGUGACCAAAUGGUGUUACCUCUUCCUUUCCCUUACACACAACCGCGUCCUUCCCUUCGCCCAUUUCCGCUCUGUGUACAUAAUGAAUUUUAACAGGAGACAACAGAAAAAAAGACUCGUCGAUCAUUUGUUUCUUCCUUCCUCUCUUUCUCUCUCUUUUGUGCCCCUCCAAGAAAAAAACCAAAACUUCGAUCCGAAAGAAGAGGAAAUUAGAUACAAACAUAUGUAGAAGAUAAAUGCUUGUGUUUUUAUCCCGUUUUGACUCGGAAUAUUAUUUUUUUUUUUUAAAUUUUAAUUUUAAUCCAAGGGCAAAAACAAACACGCGCUGUAUUCGAUAUGAACUUGUGUGUGUGCGUGUGUCAAGUGACUGCUGCUGCUGGGCGAAACUAAUGUAUGGACAGGUUUUGUAAGUAGGUGCGCAGAUUAUUGAAGCAGAAGACGGGGGAAGAAACAUGGCCUAGCUAGAAAUCGUACUAAUAUUAGUUCAUAUUAUAGUUUUGUCUCCGUGUUCAAUUCAGCGCGGGAAACAAAUUUGAAAAAAAAGAAACGACGACACCUUUUUUUUUUUCUCCUGCACCACCCUCCCUGUCCCUCCCAAUCUUCCUCCACUUCUUCUCCUGCUCCUCCCGAUUUCGGCUCUAGUCUCGCCCCCCAGUUGUUCAUUAUUGGGGACAUGACAUAAGAAAAGGAAAAAAACACAAAAAAAAAUUCAUGAAAACUAAAAAAAAAAAAAAAUAUUAUUAAAUCUUCUGCGGACCCAUGAAAUCUAUACGUUAUUCUUCAUUUCUUUUGACUGUACUUAAAAGAAAAAAAAACGAAGUCAUCGGCCAUUUUAGUCGCAAAUUGAUUGUUUUCGCUCCUCCAUCAUGUGUAUGUGCAAUUUUUACAGAUUUUUUUUUUUUAAUUCUCCCUAUUCCCUCCUCCCAUUCCUCCCUUCCAUUCUUCCUAUUUCUCACUCGCUCUAUAUACUGUGACCCGCCUACUACCCACCCAAACCCCCCCAUCUCCCCAAUUUUGAUUCUUAGUUUAUAUCAAUGAAUACGUUUGUUUAUAUUUUGCGCGCGGAUGGGGCCAGGCCAUCAGUUUCAAAUUACUUUCUUGUUUGGGUUUCUUGUGACCCCUUCAAAAAAGAUGACAUAGGGCUCGUAGUUUUUUUUCUUAUCAGCAAAAAAAAAAAAAAAGGAAAACACAUUUUCAUUCUCUUCCCGCCACUUGUGUGCUGUCUUGCUCGAAAAAAAGUUAAAAAAAAAAAGUAAAAAAUAUUGAAUAAUGGCGGUGUCUUGACUUUGAUCCCGUUUGAUUUCAUUCGCUAUCUCUAGCUCUCUCUUUUUUUAAUUUCCAUUGUAAUUCUAUUGUAUUGUACUGUACCGUGUACUGUAUUGAUGAUUUAAUCCGACAUUGGAAAUGAAGAAUGGUUGAAAUGA
Molecule: messenger RNA, 4380 nt
Organism: Daphnia pulex (common water flea)
Lineage: Eukaryota; Metazoa; Arthropoda; Branchiopoda; Diplostraca; Daphniidae
Gene: Galphaq
Product: guanine nucleotide-binding protein G(q) subunit alpha
Exons: 8
Coding region: 1374-2435 (353 amino acids)
Biological process (GO): adenylate cyclase-modulating G protein-coupled receptor signaling pathway; phospholipase C-activating dopamine receptor signaling pathway
Cellular component (GO): heterotrimeric G-protein complex
Molecular function (GO): GTPase activity; guanyl nucleotide binding; G protein-coupled receptor binding
Source: RefSeq, a predicted model, not a curated record